Messenger RNA from Suillus subalutaceus, 1404 nucleotides. RefSeq lists its product as uncharacterized. Lineage: Eukaryota; Fungi; Basidiomycota; Agaricomycetes; Boletales; Suillaceae. The transcript has 9 exons. The coding region runs from base 1 to 1404 and encodes 467 amino acids. The record is from RefSeq and is a predicted model, not a curated record.
AUGGCACUUUGUAAGGCUGCCUCCAAGCAGGUAAAAGCCAAGCCCGCCUUGUCACCACCACAGGUGCGCACCGCGAGUGGUCGAGAGUGGCGACCAACUGAAAGAGAAAACUACCAUCUCUUCAAAUCUCAACAUGUUGCCCGUCGCCAAGAAAACAAGGAAAACAAGUCAGACAAGCAGAAGAAAAAGGCACUGAAGGUAGCCUACCAAGACCAUCCUGACAUCUUUGAGCAAGAGCCUUCGGAGCUGCAUAGUGACAUCGACAUGGAAGAAGACAUGAUGUUCUCCGAUCACAGCAUCGAAACAAAAUUGUCCAACGCUAACGUCUUAAUGUUCAGCCAAGGGAAAAUUCCCCCAAGGUGGCGCCACACUGACAGCACACACCGCAGCGCACACCAGCCUACUACUACUGACCGGAACGUGAAAGGACUAAAGGCACCAUCGAGGAAUACCCAUCUCGAUGACACUGGUAAUGUUGACGAGUCUGAGUCUGAGUUGGACAAGGAUGACAAUGACAAUGACACCAUGUUACCUACAGCUCAGGGGAUCAAACGACCAUUCGACAUGACAUCAGAGGAUGCCAUGGUACUACCAAAGAUGAGAAAAAAUGUGCAUGGUUCACGUCAACGUGCCAAAGCGAGCGAUUUCGACGACAUCUCCAAAGAGAUUCUCUCAACGGCUUGCUCUAUUUUUCGGUGUCUAAUUGUCACGCAGGCGCCGUUUCCUGAUUCUGUUGCUGCCGAGACAAAAUUGGCAAAAGAGGCCUGGCAUGAGGUGUGCCAAAUGAAAGAUGUUAAUGUCAAACUAACACCUUUAGUAGUCAAAAUGUAUAUUCCUGGUCUAAUUUGUGUGAAGCUCUUAAAACGCACGUCACAUGUGCAAGGCGAACUCAAAAUGAAGAUUAAUUCUAUGGAGGUGGUAAGGAAAAACUGUGAUCUGGCAGUGUCAUUGAAAGACAGUUCAGUCUUUGUUUUCAAGGACUGGUUGAAGAAGAAGGGGAUCUACAAAACCGAAUUGUUGCAAGAGGGCAUCAACAUCAUGUGGUUCACAAACCGAAGUGACAAGGGCGUCAUCUAUCAUAAGUACUUCAACCCCAUACCUGUCAGAGCUGUUGCGCUCAUGCUUAUGGCUCGCUUUGACGAGCGCUCUGCGGCUUACAAACUCGUCGAUAAAAUGUGUACCAAUCUGCACGACACAGCUCGCAUUCUAACAGUCAAGCUUCGAAGCUUUCAUGCUGGCAUUGAAUCACUCAUACCAUUGUCAGCUACAUCCCGGGCUAACAUCGAGGACGAGGCGUUCAAAGAUGCCAUUUGGGAGUUCAAGCUUGAGGAGCAGGACAAUGUGGAGGCUGGUAGCGAGAGUGGGGAGCUUAUAGAUGAGCUUGAGGAUGGAGAGAAGCAUUGA